AUGGUCAAAAAGAGAGUUGGCGCCUUGGAAAAGGUCGACGCAGAUCUGCCGAGUUUACAAUACAAGAUUCGAAGAGACCCCAAAUCAUAUCAAGAAGAUUUCCUCAAUCAAUAUGGCCAAUAUCAAACUCAGCGAGACAUUUACAUGGCAUCGCCCACGACAGCCACAUCAGCUGGAAUCGUUUCCUUCCGCGACCUGAUCGAUUUCGUGUCGCACGUCGCCGAUUGCUACCCCGAAGAUACGGCCAGCUUCCCAGAUGAUCUCAACAACAUCCUGACGACACAUCAUGCCGUGCUUGAAACCGAGUUGCGCGAAAAGGUGGCUGGCGCCCUCGUCCUUCUCCGCCGCAAGGAUAUCAUCGACUCGUCUGGGCUCCUCAACAUCCUCUUUCCUAUCUUAGUCACCACACCCAGUAAAACUCUCAGAGCUCUACUGUUCACCAAGAUUCUCUCUGAGUUACGGACUUCGAAUGCGAAGACGACAAAUCAUAAACUGAACCGAACGAUACAGACCGUUUUGUACAACCUUCUCACCUCAGACCGCACCUCUUCGAAAGGUAUCUGGGCAGUCAAAAUCACAAGAGAAUUAUGGAAACGCCAAGUAUGGACCGACUCUAAAGCCGUUGAAAUUAUGAAGGAGGCCAGUUUAGCGGACAAUGAGAAGGUUAUUGGUGGUGGUGUCAGAUUUUUCUUGGGCGGUGACAAGGAACGAGAGGACAUGGAGGACGAGGAGAGCGACCACGAAAAUAUCAGCAUUGGAAAGUUAAAGCAUCAAGUUGGAAUUAAUAAAAAGUCGAAAAAGAAAGUCAAGGGAUUGGAGAAAGCCGUGGAUAAAGUCAGACGGCAAGAGCGCAAGAAGAAUGCGCCCCAUGCGCUUAAUUUCUCGGCCCUCCACUUACUCCACGACCCCCAAGGGUUUGCAGAGACACUAUUUUCGAAACAUCUCCAAAAUGGCAAGUCCAAGCUCAACUUGGAGCAGAAGCUUCUGGUCCUCCAGCUUGUUUCCCGCCUCGUUGGUCUUCACAAGCUCACGGUUAUUUCCCUAUACUCCUACUUCACCAAAUACCUCACGCCACGACAGCCAUCAGUAACGUCGUUCCUCGCAUCUCUCGCUCAAGCAACCCACAGCCUGGUUCCUCCCGAUGCCCUAGAGCCGCUCGUCCAGAAGAUCGCCAACGAGUUCGUCUCGGAGGCUGCGGCUUCUGAGGUAGCAGCAGCUGGUCUCAAUGCCAUUCGCGAGAUCUGUGUUCGCCAACCGCUGGCUAUUAGCGACACGCUAUUGCAGGAUUUGGUCAUGUACAGGAAGAGUAAGGACAAGGGAACUAUGAUGGCCGCGAAGGGACUGUUGUCGCUCUACAGAGAGGUCGGCGCUGAUCUGCUCCAAAAGAGAGAUAGAGGCAAAGAGGCUACGAUGGGUAUCCGAAGCGGCGAGCGUAAGGAGAGGAGAUACGGAGAAGAGGAGGCCGGCGGUAUUGAAGGCCUUGAGCUGCUCGAGGAGUGGAAGGCCAACGAGCGCAAGAGAAAGCGUGUUGAGGCUGGUCUACCAGAGGAACUAGGCACCGAUGAGGAAGAAGAGGAAGAAGACGAUUGGAACGCAUGGGACGCCCAGUCCAACGCUAGUACCGACUCUGGCGGCUGGGUCAACGUCGAAAGCGACGUCGAGAUCGAAAUCAGCGACAGCGAAGACGAGGGCGGCAAGAAGCCCCCCGCAAAGAAAGUGAAAUUCGCCGACACACCCGCCGACGGCGGGGAGAACGAACUCACCGAUGCCGCCAAGAAAGCAGACAAAGAGCUCGAGUCUAAGAUUUCGAUACUGGCCACGACGAAGAUCCUCACCCCCGCUGAUCUGGCCAAGCUUCAGGAGCUCCGCCUCGAAGCCGAGGUCAACAAAAUCACCGGGAAGAAGGGUCUAACCCAGCGGCAAAAGGAGGCGCUCGCUCGCCACGCUGAUGACCCGUUGACGGCGGAUCAGAUUGAGGGAUUCUCGAAGCUGAGGAAGAACACGCGCGAUGAGAAGAUUGCGAUGGCGCGUGAGGGCAAGGGCGAGAGGGGCGAGCAUAAGUCGACGAAGGCGCUGCGUCGGGCGAAGAAUGAGGCGGAGGGCAAGAGUACGACGAAUAAGGAGAAGUCGCGGAAGAAGAACUUUAUGAUGACGCUGGGGAAGGCGAAGUAUAAGCAGAAGAGGAGUUUGGUGCAGACGAAGAGGGUGUUACAGGGACAUCUUAACAGGGCUAAGAGGGGUGGUAAGAGAGGAAAUAUUGGUAUGUAA
Molecule: messenger RNA, 2268 nt
Organism: Pseudogymnoascus destructans
Lineage: Eukaryota; Fungi; Ascomycota; Leotiomycetes; Thelebolales; Thelebolaceae
Gene: SDA1
Product: Severe Depolymerization of Actin
Exons: 3
Coding region: 1-2268 (755 amino acids)
Biological process (GO): ribosomal large subunit biogenesis; ribosomal large subunit export from nucleus
Cellular component (GO): nucleolus
Source: RefSeq, a predicted model, not a curated record